ACAAAACAAAAAGAAAAUGAAGAAAAUUCUUCAUCUACAAUUUCUGUUUCUUGUCAAGAUAGCUGUUACUCAGUUCCUUACUGUUUCUUCUUCUUCUAUAGCUCUUGUUUACACUUCCAUGGCUACUUUCUCUCCUGGAAUUCAAAUGGGAAGUGGCGAAGAACACAGAUUAAAUGCUCAUAAGAAACUUCUGAUUGGUCUCAUAAUCAGCUCUUCUUCUCUUGGCCUUAUAAUCCUUUUCUGUUUCGGUUUCUGGGUUUAUCGGCGCAAGAAAUCUCCCAAAUCCAUCAAGAAUACAGAUGCUGAGACUGGAAAUUCAUUUUCCAUGUUUAUGAGACGACUAAGCUCAAUCAAGACUCAGAGGAAAACAUCUAUCAAUAAAGGUAACGUGCAGUGUUUCGAUUCCAAGACGCUAGAGAAAGCAACAGGUGGUUUCAAAGACAGUAAUGUAAUCGGACAAGGCGGUUUCGGAUGCGUUUACAAGGCUUCUUUGGACAGCAACACAAAAGCAGCGGUUAAAAAGAUCGAAAACGUUUGCCAAGAAGCAAAACGCGAGUUUCAGAAUGAAGUUGAGUUGUUGAGAAAGAUCAACCACUCGAACAUUAUCUCAUUGUUGGGCUCUGCCAGUGAAACCAACUCGAGUUACAUCGUUUAUGAACUGAUGGAGAAAGGAUCCUUAGAUGAUCAGUUGCAUGGACCUUCUUGUGGAUCAGCUCUAACAUGGCAUAUGCGUAUGAAGAUUGCUCUUGAUACAGCUAGAGGACUAGAGUAUCUCCAUGAGCAUUGUCGUCCACCAGUUAUCCACAGGGAUUUGAAGUCGUCUAAUAUUCUUCUUGAUUCUUCCUUUAACGCCAAGAUUUCAGAUUUUGGUCUUGCGGUUUCGGUUGGUGUGCAUGGCAAGAACAACAUUAAACUCUCUGGGACACUUGGUUAUGUUGCCCCAGAAUAUCUCUUAGACGGAAAGUUGACGGAUAAGAGUGAUGUUUAUGCAUUUGGGGUGGUUCUUCUUGAACUCUUGUUGGGUAGACGGCCGGUUGAGAAAUUGAGUCCAUCUCAGUGCCAAUCUCUUGUGACUUGGGCAAUGCCACAACUUACCGAUAGAUCGAAGCUUCCAAACAUCGUGGAUCCGGUUAUAAAAGAUACAAUGGAUCUUAAGCACUUAUACCAGGUAGCAGCCAUGGCUAUGCUGUGUGUGCAGCCAGAACCAAGUUACCGACCGCUGAUAACCGAUGUUCUUCACUCACUUAUUCCAUUGGUUCCGGUAGAGUUAGGAGGCACUCUCCGGUUAACACGAUGACUUGACAAUAUUUGAUAACACGCAAAAUCCAAAUCCAAUUAUCUUUUGUAUAGGGAGAGAAUGUGAGAUUAGAAGUUUUCUAGGGUUGUUGAGUUCUAUAAUUCUAGUUGUUGGAUUUGUAAAUUGUUUAUAUUAAAUUCUCACGUCACGUUUUGUGACUAGUGUGUAUUUUUGUGCUUUUGUAACAACUAACACGGUAAGACAAGUUUAUCUAAAUUCAAAUGAAAACAAAGGAUCGGAAUGUGUUUC
Eutrema salsugineum is the source of this 1546-nucleotide messenger RNA. RefSeq names its product probable receptor-like protein kinase At1g80640. The coding region runs from base 17 to 1297 and encodes 426 amino acids. Gene Ontology annotation, molecular function: ATP binding; protein kinase activity. The transcript has 10 exons. The record is from RefSeq and is a predicted model, not a curated record. Lineage: Eukaryota; Viridiplantae; Streptophyta; Magnoliopsida; Brassicales; Brassicaceae. Gene Ontology annotation, biological process: protein phosphorylation.